AUGUCAAGUAAUAUGAAUCCAAUGUUGGCAGAUCCAUCAAUUGUUAUAAUUGCUGAUAAUGAUUCAACAACGAAAUCAAUAUCUCAACACCCAACCACCACUACCACCACCACAACAACAACUACAAGAACUUCAUCUGUUCAUAGUUUAGAUCCGAGUAAUGCCUUAUCAAAAUUAUUAGAUUCAGCAAUUGCUCAUGCAGCAAGAGAAUCAACUCCAGAAGUUAAUGAAUUUGAAUUUGAUCAACAAAAAACUAAUAUCAACAAUCUUAAUAAUGAUGAUGAUGAUGACGACGACGACGAUGACAAAGUAUUUAUUAAUUCAAUCCCACCUUCAAAACAAGGAAAUAAUAAAAUUUAUACUAUUAAAUAUUUAUUAUCUACACGUAAUGAAAUUCAACCAAUUGAUGUUAAUGAUAAAUUACCCGAUAAAUCAUUUUGGAGAUUAGGAAAAUCUCGAUCUAAUGAUGGUGGUGGUGGCGGUGGUAGUGGUGGUAAUACCAAUAGUGGCACAUAUAAGAAGAAAGGUAGACGAGGUGCUAAUUAUAAUGAAACUUGGGAAAGAAAAAACAGUACUAGUAGUGGAUCAGGACGUGAUCGUCAUGGUAGCGACAGACAUUUAGGAUUUAAUAGAUCUUUUGAAUUGGAUCAAUUAUCAAAUGAUAAAAUAUCUCAAUUAUUAGGUGAGCAAGAAAAUGAAUUAGAAACUCCUGAAUGGGAUGAUGUUGGGAAUUUUUCUGAAUCAUCAAAUAAAUACAAUAAUAAAGAGACUAAUAAUGGCGGAUUAAUGAAUAUGGGUCAAACCGUUGAAGAUUUUGAAAAAUGGAAAUAUCAAAUGAAAUUACAAGAACGAAGAAAAAAUGGUGAAGUGAUUGAUGAAGAAAAUGAAGAAUUAAAUACUGAUACUAAUGCUGCUGCUGUUCAUGCUGGUAAUGAAGUUGAUAAUUUUUUCUCAUUUGUAACUCAAGAUCAAGUUAAUGAUAAUAUUGAUAAUGGAGGAAUCAAAGAUAAUGAAACUAAUUUCAAACAAAGUAAUGAACAAUCACAUAAUGAUAAUGAUAAACCUCAUCGAUCAUCAAGAUUUUCAUCAUUUUUCCACCAACCAAAAGAAAUUCCAAGUCCAGCAACUACUACAAUCACCACAACUAUCCAACCUCAAUCUCAACCUCAACCUCAACAAUUAAGUAGUGGUCAACCAACACCAAAUAGUACACAACCACCGCCGGGAUUUUCAAAAUUUUUUGGAGGUCCGCCACCACCACCACCACCGCAACCCCAACCAUUACCACAGCUGGGUCCUUCAUCAACAUCAACACAUACUCAAGAUCUAGGUCCAAAUCAAGGUCAAGGUCAGCAAUUUUUCCCACCUCCAUCACAACAACAGCAACAACAACAACAACAACAACAACAACCAACACAACCAACACAACCACCCCAUAUUUUACAAAGACAAGGCUCUUCUAUUUCAUCACAAGGUUCAACUACAGGUCCACCGCCACAACCACAACCGCCACAACCACCAACACAACUACCAGUGGGAGCAGCUUCCAAUGACAAUUUCUUCAUGUCAUUACUCAGUAAAAAAGAACCAACAAAUAGUACUUCAAACUCUGCUGCAUCUACACCUGCUGCUAAUGUCAAUAUUUCUAAUUUAGCAAAUACACCAGGAAAGCAACAAAGUCAAAUAGUUCAACCUGAUAGUAAUAAUAACAACAGUUCUAGUUCAAGAAAAGAACCACAGGCAUUACAAGGUGUUCCUCAAGGACCACAACCACCACCACCACCAUUUCAACAACAACAACAUCAUCAACAAUUUCAACAACCAAUGUAUUCACAAUUCCCUCCUCAACAAAUACCACCAAAUCAAUUACCACCUUGGAUGAGAGGUGGUCCAUUACCACCUCAUCUACAAGGUAAAGGGUUCCCACCUCCGCCACCACCACCAGGAUUUAUCAACAAACAACCGCCACAAAAUCAGAAUCAGAAUCAAAGUCAAGGCCAAAACUCGAAUCAAAAUUCUGAUCAACAACAACAACAACAACAACAACAAAGACUUCCGCCUCCAGGAAUAUUCCCACCUGGUUAUAUGCCUGGUCCACCAACCGGAUCUAAUUUCAUGCCUCCCCCACUUUCCCAGCAACAACAGCAACAACAAUUUGUUAAUAAUCCCAAUGCUAGAUUUGGUCCACCACCUCCAUUUAUGGGUAUGCCAUUACCACCACAUUUAGCAAGACCAGAAGCUGCUGUUCAAAAUCAACAAAAUAGGCCUCAAUCUCAGUCUCAACAAGGUGGACAACCACAACCAUAA
Molecule: messenger RNA, 2307 nt
Organism: Candida albicans SC5314
Lineage: Eukaryota; Fungi; Ascomycota; Pichiomycetes; Serinales; Debaryomycetaceae
Exons: 1
Coding region: 1-2307 (768 amino acids)
Source: RefSeq, a predicted model, not a curated record